UCUCAGAACCAACCAUUAAACCGGAAUAAACCGUUAGACCGGACUGGAAAACAUUUUACACUGCUAAUUGAUGGAACAGAUUUUUGAAUUUUUGUUUGCGGAGGAAAUCUUCCAAUCAAACUGAUGAACAAAAAUCGAUUGGGAUUGUGUUUCGCUCUGAAGAUUUCAUGAGACACCGAAUCCAGAAUCUCGUGACCGGCGGUUUCUACCAGGAAGCAGUGUUGUGCACGCGCCACUACGCUUCUGCCUGCUCUCCUAACAAGUUCACCUUCCCGCCGCUUCUCAAAGCCUGCGCGAAGCUCGGAGACGUCGUCAAUGGUCGAGUGUUGCAUGCCCAGAUCGUCAAAACCGGGUUUUUCGUCGAUGUUUUCACUGCUACGGCUCUCAUGAGCAUGUACAUGAAGGUGGAACAUCCCUUCGAUGCCCGUAAAGUGCUUGACGAAAUGCCUGAUCGGAAUGCUGCUUCUUCUAAUGCGGCGAUUUCAGGGUUUUUGCAAAAUGGGUUUCGCAGAGAAGCGUUUAGUAUGUUCAGGGAAGUAAGGUUGUCUGGGUUUGGAACGAAUUCGGUUACAGUGGCAAGUGUUUUGGGCGGCUGCGAGGAUGUUGAAGGAAGCAUGCAAAUGCACUGUUUGGCGAUUAAGUUAGGAGUUGAGAUGGAUGUUUAUGUCGGAACUUCUCUUGUUUCGAUGUAUUCGAGAUGUUCAGAGUGGAUUUUGGCUGCGAAGAUGUUCGAAAGUGUGCCUAACAAGAGUGUGGUCACCUAUAAUGCUUUUCUUUCUGGGUUAUUGGAAAAUGGUUUGUUGCAUUUGGUUCUGGAUGCGUUCAAUCUCAUGAAGAGGUUUUCAAGCGAAAAACCGAAUGCUAUCACUCUCAUCAAUGUUAUAUCUGCGUGUGCUAGUCUUUUACAUUCCGAGUUUGGGAGGCAAAUUCAUGGCAUUGUUAUGAAAACCGAGUUUCAGUUUGAUGCCAUGGUAGGUACAUGCCUUGUUGACAUGUAUUCAAAAUGCCAUUGUUGGAAAUCAGCAUACAAAGUCUUCGAUGAGCUUCAAUGUUCCAGAAACUUAAUAACAUGGAACUCUAUUAUUUCUGGGAUGAUGAUGAAUGGGAAGUAUGAGCGAGCAGUUGAGCUGUUUGAACAGUUGGAAUCUGAGGGACUUGAGGCUGAUUCAUCGACGUGGAAUUCAUUGAUCAGCGGCUUCUCACAAUCAGGGAAAGGAGUUGAAGCUUUCGAGUGCUUCAAGAGAAUGCUAUCAGUAGUUACAGUUCCAAGUUUAAAAUGUCUUACGAGCCUUUUACCAGCUUGUUCAGACUUAUUGGCUCUAAAGAAUGGUAAAGAGAUCCAUGGGCAUGUCAUCAAAGCUGCAUCGGAAAGGGAUAUAUUUGUUGCUACAUCUCUUAUUGACAUGUACAUGAAAUGCGGGUUCUUCUCAUGGGCACGUCGAAUCUUUAACCAAUUCAUACCAAAACCCAAAGAUCCAGUGUUCUGGAAUGUUAUGAUAUCUGGUUACGGUAAAAAUGGAGAAUAUGAAUCUGCAAUCGAAAUCUUUGAUCAACUCCAAGACGAGAAAGUAGAACCCAGCUCAGCAACUUUUACUGGCGUUUUAUCCGCAUGCAGUCACUGUGGCAAGGUUGAAAAGGGAUUUCAUCUUUUUAGGUUGAUGCACGACGUAUAUGGAUUGAAACCUAGUACAGAGCACAUUGGCUGUAUGGUUGAUCUUUUGGGUCGGUAUGGUAGGUUAAAAGAAGCUAAGGAGCUGAUAGAUGAAAUAUCAGAACCAUCGCCUUCAGCGUACUCUUCUUUACUCGGUGCUUGUAUGCAAUACCUAGAUCCCAAGCUGGGAGAGGAAAUGGCAACGAAGCUCUCAGAGUUAGAGCCAGAAAACCCGGCUCCUUUUGUGAUCCUGUCUAGUAUAUAUGCUGCUUUAGGAAGAUGGAAAGAUGUGGAAACUACCCGACAGUUGAUAGAUGAUAAACGACUGGUAAAACAUCCAGGCCAUAGUUUAGCUGGACUGACAUGAAUGUAGAUCUGCAGGUUCUUGGCCAUCAUCCUUGGAUUAUCAAGGAUUCUUGCCCAUCCACAGCCCACGCUCAACUAUUCGCGUAGAGAUGCAAGAAUCGAGUGUAAUGAAUCCUGUGUUUGUGGAGUUGAAGGGUUCUGCCGCUGUUACUGGUUCUGGCUCUUACAAGAUUGGGUUUAUCAUAUGUACUUACACAGUGGUGCUUCUUGUCUACUUGGAGAAGUACUGUUGUUUUAACUCUGGUUCAAGACAACAGACCGGCAAACUUCAACCAGGAACAAAGUGUGUCAUCUUUCUAUUACUGCCGUCAUUGAUACACUCAUCAAAUUCAAGCUUGAGUUCAUUAAUGGAUGGACAGAUCAGAUCAGCUUGCAUAAGCCAGCGAGUUAAAAAAAUAUCUCGAGACAUCAGUUUUCAGUGAUGGCCGAUUCUCGGACAGUGAAAGGACAAGAAAAGGGAAACAAAAUAUUUGCAUUUUUGUUCUCCAAUAAUUUCUUCUUUUUUUUAAAGAAAAGAAGAAGGAACCUACUCUAAUAUUAACUCGCACUGCAUUAUUCACUUUGUUUUUUUUUUUGUUUCCUCCCUUCAUUUUGCCAUUGGAACAUGUAAAAGGCAGGGA
Tarenaya hassleriana is the source of this 2637-nucleotide messenger RNA. Its product is annotated as pentatricopeptide repeat-containing protein At2g02750. Gene Ontology annotation, molecular function: RNA binding; protein binding. The coding region runs from base 168 to 2018 and encodes 616 amino acids. Lineage: Eukaryota; Viridiplantae; Streptophyta; Magnoliopsida; Brassicales; Cleomaceae. The transcript has a single exon. Gene Ontology annotation, biological process: RNA modification. The record is from RefSeq and is a predicted model, not a curated record.